This is a messenger RNA of Platichthys flesus (European flounder), 2197 nucleotides long. It is a transcript of the gene maza, whose product is annotated as myc-associated zinc finger protein. The coding region runs from base 792 to 2192 and encodes 466 amino acids. The record is from RefSeq and is a predicted model, not a curated record. The transcript is spliced from 7 exons. Gene Ontology annotation, cellular component: nucleus. NCBI's taxonomy places the organism in Eukaryota, Metazoa, Chordata, Actinopteri, Pleuronectiformes, Pleuronectidae.
UGUUCGGGGAUAAAAAGUGGUUUCAGCCGAACUCGACACCAUCUUAGCGGCGGGGACAGUUCGCUGCGUCCGGCCCACACGCUCCGGGAGACCGGGGACUGUUUCCAGCGAGGCACCGAUGCACCGCUCCGUCGCAGCCGAGCUGUGAGGAAAUAGCGUCCGGAUGGUUCAGUAGAUGUCGGUUUCAUUAUCUGUCGGCCUAGCGAGCAGCGGCUGCGGCGGCGGGGGCGAGAGGGACGCGCCGAGCGGGGAGGAGGAGACGGGUCGAGCCGGGAGGAGGGAGCCACCAGCCCAUACCUUCCCUUUAAAGCGCAGAGGGACCGAGGGGGUGAAGAAGGGAUAAAAAAAGAAAAGGACGAGGAGGGAGGGCGAGGGCCCGAAAAAAAGAGAAAGAUGUCAUCCUGUGGAUUCAAACACCGAGGCGGAGCCACGGACCGCGGCCGACCAGCAGGGCUGUAGUUCGGCGACGAGCUGUACGCGACGCCGAGGCCUGGAGCGCGACAGCUGCGGCCUUUUCGGAGCUUUGGCUAAAUAAAACAACGAGCUGCUGGUUUCCUCCAUUUUCUUGAUUUGAACAGUAAAUAACCUGCAUGUUACCAGUUAUUGAAACCAUUAAAUCAUGAAACCUGCACAGAAGCGUGCAGUCAUUUAGACAAUAAGACAUCAGUGGUAAUUAGCUGGAGCUAAGUAUCAUUAGAGACAGGCCGCGGCUCCGGUUCUCUCCCCCGUGGACGGAGCUUCUCCUCCCGCCCCCUGUGAGCCCCCUGCCCGGGGAGCCGCUCUCCUGCAGGAUGGACACGUCCUGGAGCAACUUCCUCUUUCAGACGCCGUCGACUCAGAGCCAGCCUGAGACGCCUCUUCAGUCAGAGCUGCUGCCCGACCUGACGGGCUCGGCUCAGAGUCCUCCUGCCGAACACAUCGUGACGCCGCCGUCCACCGUGGACACGGCCGCCCUGAGCGAGGAGCCGCUACCUGUCAAACCGCUCGUCAAGCCGAGCCGCCCGGCGCACAUCUGCUCCACCUGCAACAAGGAGUUCAAGAACAGCUACAACCUGCGGCGCCACCAGUCGGUGCACACGGGCAUCCGGCUGAAGGGCGGCGCCACCCGUGACAAGGAGGAGGGGGGGAGGGGGGGAGGGAGGGUGGAGAAGCAGACGGUUCCGCUCUCCCUCCUCCAGCUCACCCUGCCCAUGCAGCCGCCGAUUGCCCCUCCCCCCACCGCUGCCACCGCCGCGGACACCAUCCCCCCGCCCGGUCUCCACGCCGACCAGGAGAGCCUGCCCGUCUCUGUGUCCAUCGCCCCAGCAACCGUCACCAUGGCAGCCCUGCCUCCAGCCAUCCAGGCAGCGGUUGUUGUGGUCGGGUCCGUGGAGCAGAGUCCUCAUCCCCCCCCCGGCACCAACCAGGUGAGGAAGAACCACGCGUGUGAGGCCUGCGGAAAGGCCUUCAGAGACGUGUACCACCUGAACCGCCACCGCCUGUCGCACUCUGACGAGAAGCCCUACUCCUGCCCCAUCUGCCAGCAGCGCUUCAAGAGGAAAGACCGCAUGAGUUACCACGUGCGCUCGCAUCAAGGCGCCGUGGAGAAACCGUACAUCUGUCCUCACUGCGCCAAGGCCUUCUCCAGACCGGACCACCUCAACAGUCACGUUCGACAGGUUCACUCCACAGAGAGACCGUUCAAGUGCACGACGUGCACGUCAGCGUUUGCCACACGGGAUCGUCUCCGGGCUCAUCUGAUCCGUCAUGAGGAGAAGGUUCCGUGUCACAUCUGUGGGAAGCUGCUGUCGGCCGCCUACAUCACCGACCACAUGAGGGUCCACAACCAAUCACAGCACCACGCCUGUCACCUGUGCAACCGCAGCUUCACCACACUCACCUACCUGCGUGUCCACGCUCAGAAGCACCAUGGUCAGGAGUGGAAGGACAGUGGCGGGGCGCGGGGGGGUUUCGGUGGGACGGGGGCCGGGGGGGUGCUGCUCUGCCAACUGUGUGGCGUGCAGUGCAAGACGACCACGCAACUCCAGGGUCACAUGGGCACUCACGCCAACCAGGGCGACCCCGGCACUGACCCCACAAGCUCGGGCCCCGUGGGCACCACCAGUGUGGCGGUCACUGUGACCAGUGCUGCCAGCACAGUGGGACUGCUGGUAACGGACUGCUCGGGUAUCGCCCCUCAGCCUCACAGCUAGCACGC